Acytostelium subglobosum LB1 is the source of this 477-nucleotide messenger RNA. RefSeq lists its product as hypothetical. Lineage: Eukaryota; Evosea; Eumycetozoa; Acytosteliales; Acytosteliaceae. Gene Ontology annotation, cellular component: myosin II complex. The transcript has 3 exons. The record is from RefSeq and is a predicted model, not a curated record. Gene Ontology annotation, molecular function: calcium ion binding. Bases 1 to 477 code for a protein of 158 amino acids.
AUGUUGGUGAUGUUGAUGGUUUGGAGUGGUGCAUCAAACGACCAGAUUUUAGAAUGUUUCACCAUCUUUGAUAAGGACAAUGACGGAAAGGUCCUCAUUGAUGAGCUCGGACCAUUGUUGAGAUCCCUCGGCAAGAGCCCAACGUCAACUGACCUCGAGGCCAUCAAGACUGAGCUCGGAAACCCAAGAGACUUUGAUAUCAACACCGUCAAGACCAUCAUUGCCAAGAAGACUGUCAAGACUCCAAUUGACCAGCAGAAGGAGAUGCUCGAUGCCUUCAGAGCCCUGGACAAGGAUGGACACGGCACCAUUCAAGAGGCUGAGCUCCGUCAGAUCCUCACCACUUUGGGUGACUACCUGUCCUCUGCUGAUGUUGAUGAGUUGAUGAAGGAGGUCGAUGUCAACACCGAUGGUGCCAUCAGCUACCAGAAGUUCGUCGAGAUGUUGGUCACUGGUUACCCACUCUCCACUUUCUAA